Messenger RNA from Moneuplotes crassus, 392 nucleotides. The record is from the annotation of a GenBank genome assembly. Lineage: Eukaryota; Ciliophora; Spirotrichea; Euplotida; Euplotidae.
AUGACGGAAAAAAGUGAUAAGAUUUUUAGUGGUCAUUGCCUGCUUCUUGUUCAAUUCUCCCAAGCUGAAGACUCUAGGACAUACCUUGACUUUGACAGGAUCGAUGAUGGAUUAGAAAGUCUAUGUAGAAUUUACGAAGGUGUACAGAUCAACAAGAAAAAGAACGAGCUUGGCUCCAAAGAUGGCCAAAUUGAUUAUGAACUAACCGACUUACUAAAGUUCCUUGACUCUCUCUACGAUCUGAGCGCCCUAGUCUUCAACGACAAGGCCAAGGGAUACAACUCCCAUGGAAGGGAGUGGAUCAAAGCGAAGAUAUACAGAUAUCUAAAAGACUGUGCAGGUGAAAAAUAACUAAUUUAUCAGAAAAUAAUAAAAAGGCGGUUGUCCCUCCA